This is a messenger RNA of Daucus carota subsp. sativus, 1369 nucleotides long. RefSeq names its product gibberellin 2-beta-dioxygenase 4. NCBI's taxonomy places the organism in Eukaryota, Viridiplantae, Streptophyta, Magnoliopsida, Apiales, Apiaceae. The record is from RefSeq and is a predicted model, not a curated record. The transcript is spliced from 3 exons. Gene Ontology annotation, biological process: gibberellin catabolic process; response to light stimulus. The coding region runs from base 138 to 1181 and encodes 347 amino acids.
UCUAAAUAUAUUCACACAAUAGCAGUUCUUCCAUCUCUUAUAUAAACACAAGCACCCGUUUCUUUUGUCACUCCUCUUCUUCAUCUACCACCCCUACAAAACAUUUCCAGCUCCAAAAUUUUGGCCCAAAUUACGAUAUGGUCCUGGCAAGCCUAGCUCCUAGUAGCGCCGAAAAGAUUCGAGACAUGGAGCUUCCAAUAAUUAAUUUUUCGGACAAAAGAUCAGACGUGUCCAAGAUGAUUGUGAAGGCUAGUGAAGAAUUCGGUUUCUUUAAGGUGAUUAAUCAUGGCGUGUCUGAAGAUAUCAUAAGGAACUUGGAAGUCGAGUGUUUCGAGUUUUUCGGGAAGACGGCACCGGAAAAACAGAAAGCUGGUCCUGCGAAUCCGUAUGGUUAUGGGAGCAAGAAUAUAGGGUUUAAUGGAGACAGUGGAGAGGUUGAAUAUCUUAUUAUGGAUACUAAAAAUCCUCUAAGUAUUGCUUCUGCUGAGCCAACAAGAUUCAGCUGUGCUGUAAGAGUAUAUGUGGAAGCUGUUAGGAGGGUGGGGUGUGAAGUAUUGGAAAUGAUGGCAGAAGGAUUGGGGGUCCCAGACACCUCAGUUUUCAGCAGCCUAAUCACACACGUUGACAACGACUCUCUUCUCAGGCUCAAUCACUAUCCCCCUCUUCUCCCUCCUCAUCAUUUUCAUACCAAUAAUCUCACCCAUUAUGACACGUCAUCUGCCCCCUCAUUUCCUCAACAACUCAACGCCGGUAAGAACAAUAGGAUUGGGUUUGGAGAGCAUACGGACCCUCAGAUCUUGACCAUCUUGAGAUCCAACGGCGUGGCUGGCCUCCAAAUCUCCCUAGGUGACGGGGUGUGGGUCCCCAUAUCCCCUGACCCCACUGCGCUCUGUGUUAAUGUGGGUGAUGUCUUGCAGGCCAUGACAAAUGGAAGGUUUGUUAGUGUGAUACACAGAGCCAUGGCCAAUUCAGACAAGGCAAGAAUGUCGAUGGCCUAUUUUUGUGCUCCUCCCUUCCAUGCAAAGAUCGCUUGUCCGAAAGAACUGGUCACACUGGAGAGGCCUAAUCUCUACAAGCCUUUCACUUGGGCUGAAUAUAAGAAAGUUGUGUACUCUCUGCGCCUCGGAGACAGCCGUCUUAAGCUUUUUAAAUUGCAGUCCGAUGAUGAAACCAGGGAUUAGGGCAAGGGUAAGCUAGUUUUUAGGAUGUUAACUAUGUUUUUAAGUAAGACGAGAUGGGCAAUUUUGGUUAUAUUUACGGCCCUGCUAUGGAGGAGUAUGAUUUGCGUGUUGAACAUCAUCAGUACGGAGUUUCUUUUGUUGUAAUGAAAAACUCUGGUUUCAUUUUAAUGUUUUUUUAAAUUGCGACC